AUGCAGCACGUGUGGCAACUUUUUUCCUAGCAAAAAAAAAUCGGAAACGAUGUGAGUCGAAACGACGUAAGGCAAGGUAUUACUAAACAUAUAUGUUUACAUGUAUCUCAGUUUUAUAACAAAAAUCGCAGUUGAUUCUAAAAAGACAAGAAACUAUUGAAAAAACCUUUUGAAAUACGCAUAAUUAUAGAAAGAAAAAUAAAAUGUGUAUGCGAUAUUUCACACAGAAACUUAAUGUUUUACGCUGUGUAUAUGUAACAUAUACAUAUGUAUACAUGUGUAUCUCAGUCUUAUAAAAAAAUCACAGUUGAAUCUAAACCGUUCUCGACAAAGUAAAAUAUGUUUACGUGUUCAUGGCAUUUCUUCUGGUAUUUUCACGAAGUAAUCGCAAGCUUGCUUGUCUAAACCAAGUUUUCAGAAUUUCUUCAAAUUCGGCUUCUGUAAUAGAGGGACUGUUCGAGAUUCAUUUUGAAUCUCGGUCAGUUCGUCACCGGCGUGAUGGCAGCAUCAGCCGGGUCAGAUCGUGCGGCGCCGCAUGAGCGCCGCAUGAGCGCCGCAGGAGCGCUGCUUGCGCAUGCUCGAUCUCGACACGAGAAGUCGGUGCGACUUCACGUGCGUUACCGGCGCUUUUGGCUCAUGGCUACGGUACAUAGUACACGCGUCGUGUAGUGCUAAAGACUUUCGAGUGCUCUUGUGGACCUUCUCAUCAGAGCGGACUUUACUCAGUGCGGACACGUAGUGAUCUCACACCAGUGCGAUUCAUACAGGACAGCUCAAGAUACAGCAUCAACGGCGGCUCAGUCUCACCAGUCUCACCACGCAUCAUGCACGCCGGCGCCGCGUGGACACGGCUCACGGGCAUCUACAAUCACGAGGCCGGCUCUCGAUCAGUAAUAUCGACCCGCGCAAGUGAAUUAAGACUUUUCAUCUCCCGUUAUACGCAUAGACUUCUCACUGUAAGCAUAUUGCAAUUAUUAAACUGUGAUACGGUAAUUUACGCGAACCAUCAGAGUUCUCAAUCACGUGAUUUCCAACCGCUCACGCGUGCAUUCGUUCCUUGAGCCUCUCACCGCUAACAAUAAGGCUGAAAUCACAUGGUGCAGAAUAGGAGUACGGAAUAGAGAGUGCGUUAUAGAAGCAACCAAUCAGAGCUUUGCCGUAUCAACGAGUGACGGAAAUGUUUGGCCGGCCUGUUCCCAUGGUGCGUCAACGAACAGGUUAGAGAAGCAACUUCGCGAGUUUUCCGGUGUACGUGCUGAGAUACGCUGUGGUGAAUUUUAAUGUUCGGACAAACGGAGAUGAAAACAAUGGACGCGAGUCCGCGGGACGUUAACGAAAGUGUGUUGAAGUUGGUGAACAGCAUUCACUAUGGGUGAGACAGUUUGCCAUCGAAUGUCCAAGAAGAAAUAAAACUGAGAAAACUCGAGCUAACGUCCGCUUUCUCUCUCUUUCAGAGAAAUCAAGGGCACCUACAACAUCGUGGUGGCCACUAUCUCCAUGUUCAAGGAGAUCAUCAGCAAUACAGAAUGGGGAACAGCAAAGUAUGACUCGUUACUCAAGCACAACUCAAGUAUCUUGCAUUAUCUUGCAUCAGCGUGAUGACACAAUACGUGGCCCCGAGCGCGUGUCAGGGGGAUGCUGGAGUGAUUCUGUACAUUCGGCACCUUUCGCUCCUAGAACUAUCGAUUCGUGAAAAUAUUUGUGUAAUUUACAAAUUGUGUGGCGUUUGUGUACAGCCAAAAGUGCAGAAUCACUCCAGCAUCCCAUUAAGCCAACAGCACACGAUACGAAAAAGGUCUCAUUCAUGCGGCUCAAAUGAAUCUCUUUCGAUGUCCACUGCUUCAGAUGUUAACACAAUUGAAGAACCGAUGGAAGACAGUAACGCCUUAAGCACAUCUGGAAUCAAUAGCAAUAUUUCUGAAAACAGUAGCUUCAUCGAGCAUACAAAACGUCCAAGGAAGAAAUCCGAAGACGUAGAAUUUCAGAAGCAUUUGGUUAACAUUCUAUCGGAGUGUAAUAAGCCUGCUGAUGGCAUCGAUGGAUUCUUAAUUUAUUUGGGUGACAUUUUGAAAAGAUUACCGUUCAAAGAAAGAAGAGCUCUUCAAAAAGCAAUUUUCGAUUUAGCUUACGAAGCGGAAGAAAGAGCAGGAUUUACUAAAUAAUAUUUAUAAUUUACUAAAUAACUCAUUUAUAUAUCAU
This is a messenger RNA of Vollenhovia emeryi, 2199 nucleotides long. RefSeq lists its product as uncharacterized. Lineage: Eukaryota; Metazoa; Arthropoda; Insecta; Hymenoptera; Formicidae. Bases 1599 to 2162 code for a protein of 187 amino acids. The transcript is spliced from 2 exons. The record is from RefSeq and is a predicted model, not a curated record.